AUGUACCGUUCAACCAAAGGAGCAUCCAAGGCUCGACGGGACCAGAUCAACGCCGAGAUCCGGAACCUGAAGGACUUGUUGCCCAUCUCUGAUGCAGAUAAAGCGCGGCUGUCAUACCUGCACAUCAUGUCUCUUGCCUGCAUGUACACCAGGAAAUCCGUCUUCUUCACUCAAGAAGCGGGAGCUGCUGGUGUUGAGGAGAGCGCGAGGUUUCUAUCUUUCCACGAGCUGUCAGAGUUGAUGCAGGCGCUGCCGGGCUUUCUGAUGCUGCUGACGGGGGAAGGGAAGCUCCUGUACCUGUCAGACAGCGUCUCUGAGCACCUUGGACAUUCAAUGGUGGAUCUUGUGGCACAAGGGGACAGCGUGUAUGAUAUCAUCGACGCUUCAGACCACUUUAUCAUGAGGAGCAACCUGUCAGCUUCCACGUCACUUGAGAUAGAUCGUCUCUUUCGCUGCCGUUUCAACACCUCCAAGUCCGUGCGGAGGCAGAGUGCUGGGAACAAGCUGGUCCUGAUCCGAGCUCGCUGCCUCUCUCCCCCCUCUGCCUCUCCCGCUGCCGGCUCUUACUGGACCUCCAAUCCGGUCUGGGUAUGUUUCUGCUCCCCUUUGGAGCCCCAUCCUACCCGCUCCGGCUCGGGGGCAGAGAGGGAUCCAACCUCCACCCCUCCUCUAGCUGAGACCAACCUGUUCCUGGCCUGCUUCUCCUCCCAGCACGGUCGGGACAUGAGGCUGCAGAGCGCGCAGGACAGUGUGAGCGCAUAUCUCGGCUUUGAUGUGACAGCUUUACGCUCGCGCUCCUGGUACAGCCUCCUCCACCCACAGGAUCUGUCACAUGCCUCCGCUCAGCACCGCAGCCUAUUGAGAGAGGGAGGAGAGGGCAGAGCGGAGAUGGUAGUGCGCGUGCAGGCUCAAGAUCAGACCUGGGUUUGGAUCUACAUGGUACUACAGCUGCAGCCUGGAGAAAUCCCCAUCAGCAGCAACAACUACGUCAUCAGUGACUCGGAGGCUUGGUCAGUGCGUCAGCAGCUCAGCUCAGAGCAGACUCAGCUGACUCUUGUCCUCGGUGCUGGAGCCUCUCAGCAGGAGGGUCUCAGCCUCCAGUCUCCAGAGACCCUUUCCAGCCCCGAUCAGGUCUUCACCCCGGGCAGCAGCGGCCUCUCCGCCCAGUCCUUCGACUUCAGCACAGCCGGCUGCAGCGUGGGCUCCUCCGAUGAACCUGGGAGUUCUGCUGCUGAGGCCAUGCAGCUGGAGGGAGACCCCCGCUCCAGCAUCUCCUCUCUGGAGGAGGAGAGCUUCUUCCAGCAGCAGUCGACAGAGAACCCCUCCGCUGCCUCCUCCCCCACCCCGGUCACCGUUGAGACAGUAGCAGAUUUAGACUUUUUGACUCAGAACAUCCUCCUGCCGCCAUCCUUUCAGCUCGACCCUCCUCUCCCCUCACUCCCCCUGCCUCUCCCCCCUAUUCCCACCACACAGGCUCAGCAGACCAAAGAGUUUGUGUGCACUCCCCCCUACACCCCUCAAAUCGGAGGGCCUGCUUUCCCAUUUGGUGAACCGCUCUUCAGCUUCGACCCCACUGGCACCACCACCCCUCCACCCUCUGCUACAACAGCCAGCGCCAGCACCUCAAUGGCCCCUUCAGCGUCCCCUUCAGCCCCAAAAACAACUGCCUCCAGCCCUGCUCCCCCCACCACUCUGUCUGCUAAACUCCCCCUUGCACUGCCCACUUCUUCCACUGACUUCCUCUUCCCCAUCGAGCCUUGCAGCGGCUCUCUGUACGAGAAACUGCCCCCCACCCCUGACAGCCCCGGAGAUGGAGACUGCACAGUUAUGACCCUGCCUGAAGUAAGGGGCCCCCUGUAUGUUGACGUACCACUGGGGCCUCUCCAGUGUCCCCCUGAGGGCCUCCUUACCCCUGAAGCUUCCCCUGGUAAACAGCCAUGCCUCUCUUUCUUCUCCCUGGAGAGAGAGCGGGAGAAGGAGCGGGCGGAGAUCUCCCUCUUGGCUCAGCACAUCAGCUCUCUAGCAGAGGGAUUCUACCUGGAUCCCCUCCUUUCCAAACUCUCGCCUCCCUCCAUGUCCCCCUCCUCCUCCCCUCCCUCCCCCUUCCUGUCCCCUCCCACAGAAACCACUGACGUAGAUUCAGUCCACAUGCUCAGGGAGUUUUAUCCCAUCAAAGCAUGGAGAGGUCUGGACAUUCCCAUCUUCCUUGAUGACGAUGAAUCUCUGUUUGAAGAGAGCGUCCUAGAAACCCUCCUCCAAGACGACUUCGCUCCUCUUCAACCCGCCAGCAUCCCCUCACCCUCCCCCUCCCCAUCGACCUCCCCUGUGCCCAACCCUUUAAGCCCGACCUCUCCUCCUCAGACCCCCGUGUGCUGGCACCAACCCUCCCAGUUUGAGGGAGUGGGCCACUUCUGUAGCGUCCAAUCGGCGCAUUGUAACUCAAUGGCCGGGUGCGGGGCGACCGUGGCGGCUGAGGCCGGGGCCAAGGUGGAAGGGGAGGGGCUAGCGGAGGAAGCCAUGGAGAUCGAGGUGGUGUCAUCUCCUGUGUCCUCCUGCUCCUCCAUCCCAGCUUCCCCUCCCCUCAUUCUCACUGCCUCCCCCGGCCCUGCCACCUCCUCGCCCAUCGUCUCGUCCUCGCCCGCUGUGUCUUGCACUCAGUCCCUCCUGGAGGAACUGGCCGUCCUGGAACCCAUGUUUGGGGCAGGUGCCUCGAUCGCCCCUGGCUUAGGGCAACAACCUGAGUUGUAUCAACUCCAAUGUCAUCCAUCGCCACAGUGCUUCCACAAAGAUGGGAGUGGAAGUGUUCCUCCGUUCUAAAAUAAGUCUGUGACUUACUUCAUUAAGUAUGGCAUAUUGUCAUAUUUUGUGGAGCCCCUUUUACUGCAAAGUAAAAAAUAAUUAAGUGUAUAAAUAUACAUAAUGUAUAUACAACUUAAGGACUUUAACUCCUACAUGUCUCCUCAGAACAAAGAUUGGCUUUAUAUUUUUGUUCCGUCAUUAAUCUGUAAACUUCUACAAACCUGGUGCAACAUAAAACAUGAUGGUGCAACCACAUGGACCCAUAACUGACUGGGUUUUGAGUCCAUGUGGUGUCGUUCAGCUUCUCUGUAACAUGAGCUUCAGAAAUGAUCAAACGGAAACAUCUCUGAACUUGUUAAGCGCCGUUUUACUUCCAGACGCGCAUUUGUAUUCACUCGUAGUGAAAAUCUGUGUUGAAAUAAAACAUUCUUGCUUUUUCAAUAGGGAGAUGACUUUAGCACUUUUGCCUGUAAUGCAGCAACGCAAACCCAAACCUCAAACGUAUUAGAGUCAAAUGUUUACAUUUUUAUGCAUCCUUAGGAUGAGCACUAUCUGUACUUCAAAUCAAAAGAGAUUUCCUGCGUCAGAGCAGCACAGCUCUGCUUUAAAAGCACCUUUUCUUUCCUCACAGCCUUCAAGGCGACAUCAAAACAAAAAUCCACUUUAAACCUGAGAUACUUUGAGCUUUGAGUUUGCUGCUUCAAACCUUUAACUUUUCAUAUUUAUCUCUCCAUCUAAAAUCUUGUGUAUCAAUGUGAUGUGCAAACAAAAAAGAGAACAUGUGAAGAGAUGCCGGCAUGUGAAGUUCUCCUGAAUGUCAAAGGUGUUUGUUGUUCUUAGGAAGUGUUGCAUCAAAAAUGAGAUCAUCUGGGAGUCUGCCGCAGCUCUGAUCAUGCCAC
Molecule: messenger RNA, 3698 nt
Organism: Cheilinus undulatus (humphead wrasse)
Lineage: Eukaryota; Metazoa; Chordata; Actinopteri; Labriformes; Labridae
Gene: npas4a
Product: neuronal PAS domain protein 4a
Exons: 8
Coding region: 1-2817 (938 amino acids)
Biological process (GO): regulation of transcription by RNA polymerase II
Molecular function (GO): protein dimerization activity; DNA-binding transcription factor activity, RNA polymerase II-specific; RNA polymerase II transcription regulatory region sequence-specific DNA binding
Source: RefSeq, a predicted model, not a curated record